AUGUAUCCGGCGCAUAAUUUUGAUACGGGAGCCCAACCUCCCACAUUUGGCCCACAUUUCAAUCCGACACAACAACAACCCUAUCUUCCUCUCCAAGACCCUCUGAUACAAGGCGCAGAUCCAACAUCACCGGAGGUCUUCAGACAAAGCAUUGCAAACGUGCAGGAGCAGGUCAUUCAGCUACAAUCGUGUGCGAGGAGGGUGCUUUCUGGAAUCCAGAAUGCAUACCAGGCUGGGAAUUGUCCAGCCCAUACGAAAGCCGAUAUAAGCACUCUGAAGCAGAUCCUCGAGCUGACAAUCGAUAUCAUGCGUUCAUCGGGUGUCGGCGCAUUGCCAGUCCUCCCAGGACCCACCUCGCCAGGAGGGAUACCACCGGUGCCAACCGAACAACAACUCACGGAAAGGACGCAGCAAAGUCUGAAGAGAUUUUUUGACCAGGUUCUGCGGCAUCAGGAGAGCGCUGCGACAGCUGCCAACCUCUUGUCAGCAGAGAACAUAGGGAAGGUCGGGAAGUGA
Molecule: messenger RNA, 516 nt
Organism: Cyclocybe aegerita
Lineage: Eukaryota; Fungi; Basidiomycota; Agaricomycetes; Agaricales; Hemipholiotaceae
Source: the annotation of a GenBank genome assembly